This is a messenger RNA of Sodiomyces alkalinus F11, 726 nucleotides long. RefSeq lists its product as hypothetical. Bases 1 to 726 code for a protein of 241 amino acids. Lineage: Eukaryota; Fungi; Ascomycota; Sordariomycetes; Glomerellales; Plectosphaerellaceae. The record is from RefSeq and is a predicted model, not a curated record. The transcript has 3 exons.
AUGGAGAAGAAAAGUAGAUCUUCGGUCUUCCUCAACAAUAGCACAGCCAUGCCCUUUCAAGAACGGUCCUCAUCACCAAACCUACGCCCAAGGCGUUGCUCUGACGAGUCUGAUCUGCAGGCCGCAGCGGCGAGCCUGGGAUGUUAUCCCGCUGCUCCUGUCAAUGGAAUCCACCCACCCUUCAGGCUCAGUCCGGGUGGCCCCAUCGUCCCUAUCGCGGACAUGCAGGAGCUUCCUGAUUGGCUUCACUGGACGCACGACGAGAGCCUCGAGUUCGUACGCAACUUCUUCGGACCCCGGGAACAGACCACCGUCAUAGGUCCCCGACGAGCGACAACGCCCCGGUCCAAGGCUGGGUAUCGGAAGCAUCGGAAGACGAAGAAGACGGCGAAGCUGGAAAGGGAGGAGAACAGCGGCCACGACGACGACGACAACAGCGACAGCGACUGGUGUCGACUCGACUUGAGAGAUGUCGCCUCCUCCGUCCAGUCAGAACUAGAACCGGGGUCGAACGCGUCUUCUCCCGCCUUGAGCCCGGGCAAACACACCAACGAGAGGGAGGAGAGAGAAUGUGUUAUUCAAAAGCUGGAGGAACACAUCAAAACGUUGAAGCGAGUGCAUGAGAGCGGGACCAUGUCGCCCAUGGCCAAGAAGGCGAUGUGGAAGACGUAUGUGGGCCAGGUGAAUGCCCUGGUGGCUGAGACGAAGAUGCCCGUGCCAGAAUAA